AGUUCAGCUCCAGCCAACUCAGUCAGUUGGUUAGUUUAAGAGCAAAGCGAAUCGUUCAACAACAAAAUUCACAACGCACGCCAAUUUUUCACACUGUGUAAAAUCGAAAGCGAGAAAAAAAGCUGCAUAAAUUGAAUUUAAAAUUGUGUAUUUCAUAUAAUUGCACUGAAAAUUAAACGCCAUUUCUAAGCGAAAACAACAAAAGUGUGUGAAAAAUCGAAACAUUUUCUUCGGCAAUUUUGUAAACAAACCUUGCACAAUAUUCAGCCGUUGGCCGCCCGAAAGCAAAUUGGUGUAUUGGUUGAUUUAGUUAAGAUUUUGUUUGACUUCUGCCCCCAACGUAUUCGGCCAUUGAUUUGGCCGAUAUCAAACGACCUUCAAAACGUUUUGCGUCGAGGCAAUACGCACCAUGGGCUGCGCACAGUCUGCCGAGGAGCGAGCCGCAGCCGCCAGGAGUCGCCUGAUCGAGCGUAAUCUCAAAGAGGAUGGCAUACAGGCCGCGAAGGAGAUUAAGCUGCUCCUCUUGGGGGCCGGUGAAUCGGGCAAAAGCACAAUAGUCAAACAAAUGAAAAUCAUUCACGAAAGCGGGUUUACUGCGGAGGACUUUAAACAAUAUCGACCGGUUGUCUACAGCAACACAAUACAAUCAUUAGUUGCAAUAUUGCGAGCCAUGCCAAUUCUUAGUAUUCAGUAUAGCAAUAAUGAACGGGAGAGUGAUGCGAAAAUGGUGUUCGAUGUGUGCCAACGCAUGCACGACACCGAACCCUUCUCAGAGGAGCUGCUGGCCGCCAUGAAGCGGCUCUGGCUCGAUGCCGGCGUUCAGGAAUGCUUCUCGCGCAGCAACGAAUAUCAAUUGAAUGAUUCCGCUAAAUAUUUCCUGGAUGAUUUGGAUCGGUUAGGCGCCAAGGACUACCAGCCAACCGAACAGGAUAUCUUGCGCACCCGAGUCAAGACCACCGGCAUUGUGGAGGUUCAUUUCUCCUUCAAAAAUCUAAACUUCAAAUUGUUUGAUGUGGGCGGCCAGCGGUCGGAGCGUAAGAAAUGGAUACAUUGCUUUGAAGAUGUGACAGCGAUUAUAUUCUGCGUGGCCAUGUCUGAAUACGAUCAAGUCUUGCAUGAAGACGAAACUACGAACCGCAUGCAAGAGUCCCUGAAACUGUUUGAUUCCAUUUGCAAUAACAAAUGGUUUACGGAUACCUCGAUUAUUCUGUUCCUGAACAAAAAGGAUUUGUUCGAGGAGAAGAUACGCAAGAGUCCGCUCACAAUUUGCUUUCCCGAAUACACAGGCGGCCAGGAGUAUGGUGAGGCGGCUGCCUACAUUCAGGCUCAAUUCGAAGCGAAAAACAAAUCAACCUCGAAAGAAAUCUACUGCCACAUGACGUGCGCCACAGACACCAACAACAUUCAGUUUGUAUUCGAUGCUGUCACCGAUGUCAUCAUUGCAAACAAUCUGCGCGGCUGUGGCCUGUACUAAGACGUGAUGACUGGGCUAAACGGGAACCGUUACGGUAUUACAAAAAACAAAAAUAAAACAAACAAACAAACAAAAAAAAAAAAGAAAGAAAGAAAGAAAGAAAAGCAAACAACAAAAAAAAAAAAACAAAAACAAAAACAAAAAAAGAGCGCGGGAGCACAACAACCCACCAGCAUUGAUCAAAAAGCAAAUGAUGAUAGAACCAACAACAAAACAUAAAAUACACACACAAACACACACGCACACCACGC
This is a messenger RNA of Drosophila grimshawi, 1725 nucleotides long. It is a transcript of the gene Galphao, whose product is annotated as G protein alpha o subunit. Lineage: Eukaryota; Metazoa; Arthropoda; Insecta; Diptera; Drosophilidae. Bases 410 to 1474 code for a protein of 354 amino acids. Gene Ontology annotation, cellular component: heterotrimeric G-protein complex. The record is from RefSeq and is a predicted model, not a curated record. Gene Ontology annotation, molecular function: GTP binding; G protein-coupled receptor binding; GTPase activity. The transcript is spliced from 8 exons. Gene Ontology annotation, biological process: adenylate cyclase-modulating G protein-coupled receptor signaling pathway.